UGAGCCGCAUGAAGGUAAAAAUCCACAGUGAAGACGAAGAGACCAGAGAGACUGAUGAUUGGGGAAUGCAGCUAAAGUGAGGAUGAUGAGGCUGAGCCUCGGGGGGGCAGGACUGCACUGAGGAGGCAGGACGUGUGGACACUGCACCAGGAAUGGGAAUGAGAGGCGCUUCAUCUCUGGGAAGUCGCUUUAAAAGGCAGUAUUUUCUCCUCACAGUCAUCUUGGCUGUUACAUUCUACAUCUGCACCUCAUGGCUCCAAGCUGCAGACUGUGUGUCGCCGAGGGGACCCUGUCUGAGUGGCCGCACUCCAGAAGGAGUGGUGAGGUCUGACUUCCCUCAGGAUGCUGACAGCGGACUCAGCGAUGACCUGGUCAGAGAAUGUCCUGGUCAGAUAUUCCAGGUCUCACGGUUACUGACCCACCUGGGUGCAACACUGAGCCCUGACUCCGACAUCCUGCUGCAGCCCUACCUGUCCUGCUGGGAAGAGCUCAUCAAGUUCAUGGAGUCUUUGGGUACUGUGGUAUCCUUCAUCUCUCAGCAGGUCCGGAAAAAAGUGACAAUAAUCCGCGAGCUAGCUCAGCAAGAUGCACAGAUGCGAAGGGAGGGAGAGAAUGGGCAACGCUUACCAGGAGAGGCCGAAGGGAACUCGUACCGAUCCAUACGCUCCAUGAUUGGGGCAGAGCUGAGCCGCGGACUGGUUAACUUCCGUACUCAGACUCCUUCCGGCUGCCGCACCUUGCUCAGACUCCACCGCGCCCUGCUGUGGCUCCAGCUCUUCCUCCAGAAGGUGGGCGAGGGCCCAGAUGCCAGUGGCGAGCUGCCAAACCCGUCAGACCUAUGCCGGGAAGCCUAUCAACUCGCCCUUGCCCACCACCACUCCUGGAUUGCCCAGCGCGCGGCUGAGCUGGCUUUCAUGGCCAUGCCUGACCGGGAGGCGAUGCUCCAGCUGGUGUGUGUGCACAGGCAGCAGGACGCAGGCCGUGUCUUGGGCAGGGUGGCCCGGGCGUUGGGGGAGGUGUACUCCAGGACCCAGAAUGCGUUUGAGGAGCAUGGCCUGCUGGACCUCCCAUAGAAGCCCUGUCGAAAUCCAACAUGAGCAUCUGCAACAGCACCUUGGAGAGGAAUGUAAAUAAUUACGGUGUGUGUCUGCUGUGUUCCAGAUCUAUGCUGGGACUUGACAAUGUCAUCUUACCUUUCAAUGAAUGUGGACAGUACAAAAAAUACAGAAAUGACUGAGAUGAGAAGCCACCUACAAUACUUAUUAUUUUAUGAAAAAUAAGUAAUUGUUUUUUAAUUGACAAUAACAGUUACUGGAGAGUUGCAUUGGCUUUGGACUGCUAUUCGGAUUGUAUUAGUCACUACAAAAAACGUUUUCUGUGUAGAUCUUAUUUAUUUAAGUUUUUAUAGCACAGGAUUUUUUAAGUAGUUCUUUCAUAUCAGUGGUAACUUGUAGUAUCCCUGUUUCUCCACUAGAGGCCUCAAAAGGGCUAACUCAGAAUGCUAGUGUCCAUUAGCACAUCAAAGAGACAUGUUUAAAUUUAAAUUCCAUCCCAUAUUAAGGUUUUUAACUCUGAGCAGUAGCCCAGUGCCUGGUCAGCCAUUUUGACUUCAGUAUUGGAUUGUGUCAGCAUGAAAAUCAUCACUGUACCGUGCCUGUCUGUUUUCAUCAAAAUGUCAUUCAGAGACUUGGAAACUACUUCCUAAGACUACAGUCAGACAAACUCCCUUUCUCUCCAUCUGUGUUUCCCAAUCAAGUCCUCCGUGACCCACAGCUAGUCCACGUUUUUUCCUUCUCUGAAUUCCCUGCCAGACAGUCCACAGACCAGUCCCCUCCUGGGAAUUGACAGUGGGUCCCCGAGGACCGAAUUGGAAAACAUUGCUCUCUAUAUUUCUCAUCCUUCCUUUCAUAUAUCCUGAAAUUUCCUGUGCAAGGCACCUGUUUAAGGUACAGAGAAAGUGUCAAAAUAAAAGCCAGUGAAUGUACUUGUGACGUUUCAGCUCAUGG
This is a messenger RNA of Paramormyrops kingsleyae, 2006 nucleotides long. Its product is annotated as ceramide-1-phosphate transfer protein-like. Gene Ontology annotation, cellular component: cytoplasm; cytosol; membrane. Gene Ontology annotation, biological process: ceramide transport; intermembrane lipid transfer. NCBI's taxonomy places the organism in Eukaryota, Metazoa, Chordata, Actinopteri, Osteoglossiformes, Mormyridae. Gene Ontology annotation, molecular function: ceramide 1-phosphate transfer activity; ceramide 1-phosphate binding. The record is from RefSeq and is a predicted model, not a curated record.